AUGUCUCCCGGUUAUUGGGAAGACACAGCAGCAUCCAUCAGAGUAAACCUGCAGGAGACGCUGCAUGUGCUUCUGAGGCGGGUUCUGGGCUCCGGUGUGGAUGCCUUCGUUGGGGGCCCUUAUGCUGCCGACCCCAGAGCCCUCCACGCUCCACUCACAGGUUCUCACCCAGAGGCCAUUUCCCCCGGUGCCUGCAGAGGACCAGAAUUCCCCCAGUGCCUGCAGAGGACCAGAAUCGUUGGGCUUGUAGAGCAGGUCACUCGGGCGUCACUCACAAGGCUUCAUCACAUGCAUCCCAUGAGCGUGGAUGACGCCAGGGACAACCUUCUGAGGGUUCCAGAGACGCAUUUUUGCUCCUUUGGAAAAAACACAAAUUCGGGGGAACAUUCUUCUGGUGUAUUUUUCCCACCCGUUACACAGUUCUGGUUCAGGACCAUGGCGACCUGGGCACAGGACUCCUCCAUCCUCCAUCUGCACCAUGGCAAAGCCAUCUCACGGAUUGAGAUCAAAGACAGGACCCUGGCAACUCCCUCUGUGGAGCAGCUACCUGACCCCUGCGGGGACCACAGUCCUGACCCGGAUGCCAAUUGGCACUGCCCAGUUCUGAAUUCCAUGCAAACUAAAUCCCUGCUCCAUCAUUGCCUGUCCCGGGUCGCUGCGCAGGACAUUUUCUCCAAGCGCCUUCCCGGCCCCGCCCGCAGCUGGUCUGCGCGGGACGAUCCCGGACAACGCGCAUUUCCUGCGCCCGAAACGGCAGUAACGCCAGGCCCCGCCCCCGACAGAGGCGGAAGCGGAGCCGCCCUGAGAGGUCUCCCGUUGCCGCAGGCGCCUCAGCCCAGCCGCGCGCCUCGGCCCUUGGCCACAUACUCCUACCGCCCUGGCCCCGGGCGGGGCGCUGCCAGAACAGAGCUUCCUGUGGAACGUCUUCCAGAGGUGCCGGCUGGCACUGCCCUGGCACCCCCCGCCUCCGCUUCAGCCGCCCCUGACCCCUGCCCCGACCCCCGCGGCCACCCCCAUCCCCUGCCAGGUCCCUCGCAGUCUCCCCCGUCCCCUGCCCGGUCUCCUGUGGCCGUCCCUGCCUCCUGCCCGGUCCCUGUCCUGUGCGUCGGGCCCUUCCUAAGGUGCAGAGUGCAGCCACUGCAGACCGAUGUCGUGGCCACCGGCUCCUGGGCUAGGCCCUUUUUCUCGCCUCAGGAGCCGCCAGGGGGAGGGUCUCCAGGGUGCUUGUUUGGGGAAAGCGGAAACAGACCGCCUGGGCCGCUGUUAAAAUGUCAGCAGCCAAGGAAGAAGCAGCGACCUGGCGUCUGGUUGGGCCAACAAGCUGCCUCCGAUGGUGAGUGGGCCAGUGGGACCUGGGCCUCCAGACCGAGAAGCCGCGAGCCUGCCCUGCUCACAGAGAUAUUUGGCUAUCGGACUCAAGGCUGCCGGAAAAGUCUCUGCCUUGCCGGAUCCAUCUUCUCAUUUGGAAUCCUCCCGUUGGUGUUUUACUGGAGACCAGCGUGGCACGUAUGGGCACAUUGUGUCCCAUGUUCCUUGCAAGAAGCAGACACUGUGUUGCUGAGGACAACAGAUGAAUUCCAAAUUUACUCUUGGAAAAAGGUAAUAUGGAUCUACCUGUCAGCAUUAAACAGCGCAUUUGGUCUCACUCCUGACCACCCUCUCAUUACAGAUGAGGACUAUAUCAUAAAUAGAGCCAUAAGAAAGCCAGACCUAAAGGUGAGAUGCAUAAAAGUGCAGAAAAUAAGAUAUGUUUGGAACUACUUAGAAGGACAGUUCCAGAAAAUUGGCUCUUUGGAAGACUGGCUCAGUUCUGCCAAGAUACAUCAAAAAUUUGGAUCAGGCUUGACAAGAGAAGAACAGGAGAUUAGGAGGUUAAUAUGUGGGCCUAAUACUAUUGAUGUUGAAGUUACACCAAUUUGGAAACUGCUCAUCAAGGAGGUUCUAAAUCCAUUUUAUAUAUUUCAACUCUUCAGUGUCUAUCUGUGGUUUAGUGAAGACUAUAAGGAAUAUGCUUUUGCCAUCAUAAUCAUGUCUAUAAUUUCCAUAUCUUUGACAGUAUAUGAUCUCAGAGAGCAAUCUGUAAAACUCCACCAUCUCGUCGAGUCACAUAAUAGCAUUACGGUCUCUGUAUGUGGGAGAAAAGCUGGAGUUCAAGAGCUGGAAUCACGCGUCCUGGUGCCUGGAGAUUUAUUAAUUUUGACGGGGAACAAAGUGCUAAUGCCGUGUGAUGCCGUUCUGAUUGAAGGCAGCUGUGUGGUGGAUGAAGGCAUGCUGACAGGAGAAAGUAUUCCAGUCACCAAAACUCCGUUACCCAAGAUGGAUAGCUCUCUGCCCUGGAAAACACAGAGUGAAGCGGAUUACAAACGGCAUGUCCUCUUCUGUGGAACAGAGGUUAUCCAGGCCAAGGCAGCUCGCUCUGGGACCGUGAGAGCCGUGGUACUGCAGACUGGAUUCAACACUGCAAAGGGAGACCUUGUGAGGUCCAUUCUCUACCCCAAGCCAAUGAAUUUUAAGUUGUACAGGGAUGCCAUCAGGUUCCUCCUAUGCCUUGUAGGAACAGCCACCAUUGGGAUGAUCUAUACUCUGUGUGUCUACGUGCUUAGCGGGGAACCUCCAGGGGAGGUGGUGAGGAAAGCCCUUGACGUCAUCACAAUUGCGGUUCCUCCUGCUCUACCUGCUGCUCUGACCACAGGCAUUAUUUAUGCCCAGAGGAGGCUGAAGAAGAGAGGCAUCUUCUGCAUUAGUCCCCAGAGGAUCAAUGUAUGUGGACAGUUAAACCUCGUCUGCUUUGACAAGACAGGCACCUUAACAAGGGAUGGCUUGGACCUCUGGGGAGUCGUGUCCUGUGAUAGGAAUGGCUUUCAGGAAGUUCACAGCUUUGCCUCGGGCCAGGCUUUGCCAUGGGGCCCACUGUAUGCGGCGAUGGCCAGCUGCCACUCUCUGAUCCUUCUUGAUGGGACCAUCCAGGGAGACCCUCUGGACCUCAAAAUGUUUGAAGCCACCACCUGGGAAAUGGCUUUUUCUGGGGACGAUUUCCACAUCAAGGGAGUGCCAGCACAUGCCAUGGUAGUUAAGCCCUGCAGAACAGCCAGCCAGGUCCCAGUGGAAGGAAUCGCCAUCCUGCAUCAGUUCCCAUUCUCAUCGGCACUGCAGAGAAUGACAGUCAUUGUCCAAGAGAUGGGAGGUGACCGACUGGCAUUCAUGAAAGGUGCACCAGAGAGGGUGGCCAGCUUUUGCCAACCUGAGACAGUACCCACUAGUUUUGUUAGCGAACUUCAGAUUUACACAACCCAGGGCUUUCGAGUCAUAGCACUGGCCUACAAGAAGCUGGAAAAUGACCACCACACUGCUACCUUGACGAGGGAGACAGUAGAAUCAGACCUGAUAUUUCUGGGGCUGCUGAUCUUGGAGAACCGAUUGAAGGAAGAGACAAAACCUGUCUUGGAAGAGCUCAUCUCAGCCCGGAUAAGGACUGUGAUGAUCACAGGUGACAAUCUUCAGACUGCAAUAACAGUGGCCAGAAAAUCUGGAAUGGUUUCUGAAAGCCAGAAGGUCAUUCUCAUUGAGGCAAAUGAAACCACCGGGUCCUCAUCAGCAUCUAUAUCUUGGACAUUAGUAGAAGAGAAGAAACACAUUACAUAUGGGAAUCAGGUACUCCUGAACACAGACCUUCUGCCACAUUAUCAAUGUAUCUCACAGUGUUGGUGACUGAGCAGGUUUGACUUAGAGUCAACAUAUGCUUCCAAAUGUCUAGCAUUCAUGCUUUUGAACGAACUCAAUUACAUUGGUUUUUCCAUACUUUUCAUAUGGAGAUUGAAGGUAUAGUGCUUUCCUGUGUGCUGGAAAUAAUCCAUCUUUUAACCUUAAAAAAGUGGUUGUCCCUAUAUGAGAAAGAAUAUAGUGAGUGGAGCUGAAUCCAUUUUCUCCCUUUCCCCUUGCUUGUCAAUCACCCCACUGGGUUCAAAGGGGAUCUAGUCUUUGGGAGAGAUGCUGCUCUGUGU
Nomascus leucogenys (northern white-cheeked gibbon) is the source of this 4001-nucleotide messenger RNA. RefSeq names its product probable cation-transporting ATPase 13A4. Lineage: Eukaryota; Metazoa; Chordata; Mammalia; Primates; Hylobatidae. Gene Ontology annotation, biological process: polyamine transmembrane transport; intracellular calcium ion homeostasis. Gene Ontology annotation, molecular function: P-type transmembrane transporter activity; ATP hydrolysis activity; polyamine transmembrane transporter activity. Bases 1 to 3708 code for a protein of 1235 amino acids. The record is from RefSeq and is a predicted model, not a curated record. Gene Ontology annotation, cellular component: late endosome membrane. The transcript is spliced from 24 exons.